Messenger RNA from Notechis scutatus (mainland tiger snake), 370 nucleotides. The record is from RefSeq and is a predicted model, not a curated record. Lineage: Eukaryota; Metazoa; Chordata; Lepidosauria; Squamata; Elapidae.
GGACGAUGCCUCCCAGCAGGCCCCGAGCGCCUGGGACAGCCUGAAGGAGGGCUGCUAUCAGCUCCCCGUGCCAAGGGCAGACGUCCUUUUCUUAUCAACCUGGGAAGAGGUGAUGGCGUGCCAGGAACAGGUGCUCCAGCCCGGCCAGGCCGUCGGCAUCGACAUGGAGUGGCGGCCCUCGUUCAGCACCAUCGAAGCGAAGCCGAGGGUCUCGGUGGUCCAGCUGGCGAUUUGGGGCCGCGUCUUCCUCUUGGACAUGUUCCGGCUGCUCCAGCAGGGGGAACAGGAGGUGCAGGCCUCUCUCUGCGGCUUCUUCCAGAGCCUCCUGGGCAACCCAGCCAUCCUGAAACUAGGCAAGUGGGUGCCCUGG